UUGGUUUAGUCUAGUUAAGAUGGCGUCUCUCUACUAGGGGUCGUGCUUGUAUUUUUGCUUCAUGAAACUCCUUUUAGACACUGUACAUAUUAGAUCGUUACGGUAUUUGUAGCUAUGUUCACAAACAUCGCCCUGAGGAGUGUGUUGCGGUCGUCUGGUUGUAUUUUUCGAGAAAGCAGCGCGGUUUGUUCAGCUUUGUCUGCGGCGUCGCUAGCAUGUUUAGCGACUCCAGUAUCAGGACCAAACGUCAAAUGUGGGAGCUUCACACUUCAACCACCAGUGAGAAAUUAUGCACGGGCUGUGAAGAAAAAUGUGACAGCUUCCCCAAGUCAUGUGAGUGACCUUACUCCCACAAUGUUAAAGCUGGACUAUGCAGCUGUGCCUCUCGCUCAAACGACUGAUGAUGUUGUUAAAAGACUUAUCUCAAUUGAGCUGGCAAGUCAUAAAGAAAAGUUAGAGCUAAAAAAGGAGCUGCUCAUUUCAAAGGUCCAGAGGAAUGAAAAUGACCGCAAUUCAGAGGAGGUCAGAGUGGCUAUGUUGACAGCAAGAAUCCGGAACUUUCAAGAUCAUUUGCAAAUACAUCCCAAGGACAAAGCUAACAAAAGACGCAUGCUAAUGGCCAUAGACAAGAGGAAAAAGAUUUUAAAGAAGCUCAGACUAGUUCGCUACGACACCUUUGAGAAAGUAUGUGAAGAGUUGGGUAUCACCUACACCUUUCCACCAGAGUACUACAGACGAGCCACGCGGCGCUGGAUUGCCAAAAAGGCUUUCUGUUUAAAGGUCUUUAAAGAAGUGCAGAAGCAAAAAGCAGAAGAAAAAAUGAAGAUGAAACAAAACCAAGUUACUGCAGAUUCCAGCAUUGCAAAAUCCCAGUGAACGUCCAGUUUCUUGUCUAUUGUGUAAUAACGAGAUUGAAAUAAAACUUCUUCCUCGUCUUCUUGUCUGAUCAAA
Messenger RNA from Boleophthalmus pectinirostris (great blue-spotted mudskipper), 951 nucleotides. RefSeq names its product mitochondrial ribosomal protein S15 (gene mrps15). Gene Ontology annotation, molecular function: structural constituent of ribosome. Lineage: Eukaryota; Metazoa; Chordata; Actinopteri; Gobiiformes; Gobiidae. Gene Ontology annotation, cellular component: ribosome. The transcript has 8 exons. Gene Ontology annotation, biological process: translation. Bases 115 to 876 code for a protein of 253 amino acids. The record is from RefSeq and is a predicted model, not a curated record.